Rotaria sordida is the source of this 270-nucleotide messenger RNA. NCBI's taxonomy places the organism in Eukaryota, Metazoa, Rotifera, Eurotatoria, Philodinida, Philodinidae. The record is from the annotation of a GenBank genome assembly.
AUGUCAAGUCUUUUGACACAAGUAGUUCGUCGUCAGGCAUUAAUGAUGAUGCCUCGUCGUGCUGAAAGUUCUCUUAUACAAGCAGGUCCACCAAUAACUAAAUUGACGAAAACAGAAAAACUCACUGUAUUAGGUAUGUUCUUUCUUGUACCAAUGAUCUAUCCACUUUAUGUUAUGGCAAAUUUACAAAAAUAUAAUGGUUCAAAUCGUACAUUGGCAAAGAAGAAGAAGCAAAGUUCAAAAACCGAGAAGAAACAAUCUGGCAAAUAA